UCAAUUUCUUUACACGUCAUCCACAUGUUCCGGUGUUCUCGUCUCAAGGAAUUUUUUGAGAGAUGGGAACUUAUUAUGUCCAACAGGGACAGGUCGUCGCCUUCAUCGGAAUUCUGGUUGGAUUGCUUUGUGUCGUGGGGGCGAAAAUAUCCUUUUUGGACGGAGUGCAGCAAGAUCCUGGGGGCUCAGCAGUGUCCGUGAGAGAUGGGAAAAUGAUGUACCUUCCCUUCAUCAAAGUUGUGAUCCCCCCGGAACCAUGCGGCCCCCCGACUGGUCUCAACAUGAUUCGUGAUGGAACCUGCCUCCCUCGUGGCGCAUGUAUGACAAAGCGUGGUCAGCCCAACGGAGAUUGUAGCCUCGGUUUUGGCGAAUGUUGUCGCCUUUUUGCCAAUUGUACGACUGACAUACACAGAAUCGAUAUUGACGAGUAUGUCACCGUCCUUCGGUCACCUGAACCGGCUACGACCCAGUGCGCCUUCAAAAUCAGAAAGAAAAAGGACGUUUGCCAAGUUCGCCUCGAUUUUAAGGUAUUUUCCGGAUUUUCGUCCGCAAACAACGACGGGGUUUGUGAUCGAGAUCGAUUACAAAUUAGCAACUCUAUCACAGUCCCGGAUGGAUUUACGACGUGUGGAAAUUUAGCAGAUCAGCACAUGUACCUCUCCUUCGGAUCGUCCGACUCGAUCGACAUCUUGCCGCGAGUGUUAUCCACAAAUGCUCGAUAUGAAAUUGUCAUGUCGCAAAUUCCUUGCUUAUCGAACCGAGUUGUGCCCAGUUACUGUCUUCAAUACUUCAACCAGAGUACCGCCAUUGUAAAAUCAUUCGACUGGCCGACGCAACAACAGAGCAAUCAGCAGUACGUGGUCUGCGUCGAAAGUCCCGAGCAGAGUGUCGGCAUCACGUGGCGUCCUGGCACUGCGGGAGAAUGUCUAGGUGCAGGUUCUCCAUUUUCUGUUGUAACUGACCUAACAGGGUCCGCGCCCUGUAGGACGGACUGGGUCGACAUUAAUGGAGAGCAACGCCACUGUGCCAGCUUUCCUAUGGUGCAUUCCAUCUGGAAACCUUACCUCCUCAAUGUCAACUUCGACCAAAGAGAAGUGCCAAUUCCGCCCUUCGGAGCUUCCCCAGGCGUAGCCACGGAUGGUCCCUCAUGCCUCGCCAUUGGCACUGGCUCUCGUGGCAUCCUUAUCUGCGAAUGGUUCCCUGAACCCACGCCAGCCAAUGUGAAUGGAACCUGCCAAUGUGACCUCAACCCGACACUGAUAGUGCCUGGUUUAGACCCCGGCAUAUUCUUGGGCCCACCCCCAGACGUUGGAAAUACAGGGUUUUGUCUAAGGUAUGAGGUCUAGAAUGUCCCUCUGGCAAUGUGUAACUUAUUUUAUAUUUUCUAUGUUUUUCAAAUCUGCAAAAUUUCUUGUGCAAAUAACCACAAUAAAAUUAUAUACCUAAUUACUGUAAUUGUA
This is a messenger RNA of Folsomia candida, 1460 nucleotides long. RefSeq lists its product as uncharacterized. The coding region runs from base 63 to 1346 and encodes 427 amino acids. The record is from RefSeq and is a predicted model, not a curated record. Lineage: Eukaryota; Metazoa; Arthropoda; Collembola; Entomobryomorpha; Isotomidae. The transcript is spliced from 7 exons.